Messenger RNA from Chionomys nivalis (European snow vole), 2516 nucleotides. RefSeq names its product isthmin 2 (gene Ism2). The transcript is spliced from 6 exons. The record is from RefSeq and is a predicted model, not a curated record. Lineage: Eukaryota; Metazoa; Chordata; Mammalia; Rodentia; Cricetidae. Bases 9 to 1487 code for a protein of 492 amino acids.
GAGAGACGAUGCGGCCACCGCCCGUGCGAGCGCGGCUGCCGCGCGCCCUGAUGCUGCUGGCUGCGCUGCUCGCCACCGGCCGAGGGCUACCCCUGAGGAAGCGGGGUCCCGGGCCCCACGGCCACUCGAGGAUGCUGGAGGCCUCGCCUGCCCCAGAUCCUGGCUCUCCCCACGAUAAGGAGGUAACACUGGAAUUUGCUGGAGACCAUCUGCAGGCAGAACCAUGUCACCCCAAGUGUCAGACCCUCCCUGAGCCAGCAGCUCUGACUCUGGGUACAGCCACCCCUCCCGGGACCCUAGAAUACACACCCCUGCUGUUGGAGCUGAAGAACCUUCCAGGAUUGGCCAACACAGACUUGAGUGCCCCAAACCCCAAUAUCCAGGUGACCAUCGAGGUGGUGCAGGACCCCCAGGCUGAGGUAGAGAUGGACUUGCCUUCUGAACCUAGAAGUCUCUGGCCCCUGCGCGUUUCCAGCUGGCUGCCCACCAGGGAGCUCUUCUGGCCCCUCUUCUGGGGCUAUCAGGAAGGUGAAGAAGGAGGCACCAGCCUCAGAGACACGGCCCCAGGGGAAGUAAAGGAGGAAGAAGAAAAGGGUUACACUACGGAGUAUGGUGAUGGUGAGGACCAGGAGAGCAGUGAAGAGGACCAGGAGGAGGAGCUGUGGUCCAGUGGAGACGCAGACAACUGGGACUAUGGCUGGUUGGGACCUCAGGACCAGGACUUCAAGGAGCCAGACGGUUAUGACUACGAACCUCAGGAGGAGUGGAGUGCCUGGUCUCCCUGCAGUGGGAGCUGCACCAGCGGCAACCAGCAGAGAACUCGUCCCUGCGGCUAUGCCUGUACUGCCACAGAGUCCCGGAUCUGCAACCUGCCCCCCUGUCCUGGCACCGAAGAAGAGCACGCCUUGGGCUUUCCCAGCGAGGGGUGGCAGCCCCUAGCCCACAAUGCUACGGAUAUGCUUGAUCCAGAUGUGGACAGCUGUGAGAAGUGGCUGAAUUGCAAGAGUGACUUCCUAGCCAAGUACCUGAGCCAAGUGCUCCAGGACCUGCCCAGCUGCCCGUGCGCAUACCCUCUGGAGGCUGUGUACAGUGCCGUCAGCCUGCAGGAUGAACGCCGGGGCCGCAGCUUCCAGUGGCGGGAUGCCAGUGGCCCACGGGAGCGCCUGGACAUCUACCAGCCCACCGCACGCUUCUGCCUUCGCUCCGUGCUGUCAGGCGAGAGCAGCACGCUGGCCGCCCAGCACUGCUGCUAUGACGAAGGUAGCCGCUUGCUGACCCGAGGCAAGGGGGCUGGAGCUCCGGACCUAGUCAGCACCGACUUUUCACCAGAACUGCACUUCAAGGUAGAUACGCUGCCCUGGAUCCUAUGUAAGGGGGACUGGAGUCGCUACCACACCGUCCGCCCCCCCAACAAUGGCCGGGCCUGCGCAGACAACCCACCAGAGGAAGAGUACCUGGCCCAGCUGCAGGAGGCCAAAGAGUACUGAAGAGGGCUUAGAGAAUGGUCCUUCUGCCUAUUACCCCGUCCCUGCCGGGACUGGGCAAGUGUUAGGGUUCAUUUGAGAGGCCAUGUGGCCUGCAAAACCCCUCUCAUGACCCUGAGUCAGGAAAGCCCACAUAUCUCAAGGAUUGGUGAGAGGUUGGAGGGUGGGUCAGGGUUAGGGCUCCUGGGAUGUGUGGGGACUGUGUCUGUGUCUGAAGGGGAGGAACUGCCCUAGUCCGGCCUCAGGGUCCUUUCCCCUUUCUUGCAGAACCGAGCCCUUCUGCCUCUCCCUCUGCUUGGGAUUGAGACAGGAUGGUCCAGAUGCACCCAAGUUCCCAGAGUCUGUUGUGAAUUCCUCAGAUCCCCCACCCAACGGCUGGUUGAGGAAGAGCAUAGUGGGGGAGGGUAAGAAAGGACAGCUCCUUCAUCUGGCCCUACAGCUGCCCUUUGCUGGCCUGGCAGAACCAGGGUGACCACGCUCUUUGUCUAUGGGUGCCACACAGCCUCGUCUAACCUGGGUAGACUGCCCAUGCUGUCAGGGGCCUUGACAGGACAGCUGAGCUGAGAGGGUGUUGAUUUGAGGCAGGGAACCACCAGCUGUUUCUGGUCCUUCUUGGUUCAGUCCCCUGGUGGGAAGAAUGUUCAGAAGCCAGGCGUCGGAUGGGCUCAAAAUAGGGGUGGGCUCAGGAGGGUCUUAUGCCUGUAGUGGUUGCUAAACCAGGAACGUGACAGGGCACACAGUCCCAGUGUUCGAUGUGGGCCCUUUUGUGGUGUCGGUACCCACACCAGUGGCCCCCUUAAAGUUCCCACACGGUGCCACCGGAAGCCCUGGAACUGGACUUGGAGUCGGAAGAUACACACCUACCUAUGCCUCUUUCCCAACCACUUCCCUGGGGCUGAAAUGUUGAAGACCCAAUGUUUUGUCUCCAUUCCUAAAUCCUCCAAAAAGGAUGCAGGGGGCUUGAGUUCCAGCACCUCCACAGCUGUCCAGAUGCUGUCCUGGGACACUCAGCAAUAAAGCACUUUAUUUUCA